This is a messenger RNA of Sesamum indicum (sesame), 2139 nucleotides long. Its product is annotated as F-box/LRR protein. Gene Ontology annotation, biological process: protein polyubiquitination; positive regulation of proteasomal ubiquitin-dependent protein catabolic process. Gene Ontology annotation, molecular function: protein binding. NCBI's taxonomy places the organism in Eukaryota, Viridiplantae, Streptophyta, Magnoliopsida, Lamiales, Pedaliaceae. The record is from RefSeq and is a predicted model, not a curated record.
AUUUGAAUAAAAAAUAAAUGAAAGUAUUUUUAUACGGUCUUUUAUCAGUCGGUAGCAGAUUUUCCGCCCUUUAUUCUGAUGUAGCAGGAAGCCAUGGAAGCACAGUCCAUUCGAUCACUGAGAAGAAUGGCGAAAUCUAAGGAGGAAACCCAGAGAGGCUCCCAUGGAGAUAUCUCAGGAAUCGAUGAUUUAGGAGAUGAUCUCAUGCAAAACAUCCUCGGCCGGCUGCCGGCCUCAUCCUUCGCUUCGGCAGCGUGUGUUAGCCGCUCCUGGAAUUCUCUGUGCAGUAGCCUCCUGUCUUCUCCUAGGCUAUCUUCUGCUGUCUCGUUUAACCCUUCUCUUGAGAAUGCUGUGAAUGAGGUUUUUGAAAAGGUCUUAUCCGAACCCAUUCGACCUCAUUUUGCGCUGGCCUCUAUUGGUCCAUCCUUCAGCUUGCAAGCAGCUCUGCAACUGAUUGACAAGAAAUUGGGUUCCAGGAUUCCUGUAAUUGUCAAUGUGUCUGAGGGAGUCAUUGGUAGGGAUGUGAAAACUGAUCAGUUUGUAGAGGUACAAUGGGAAGUAACUAUGGAAGAGGAAGAUCUUGGUGCUGUAUCAAUGGUGGAGAAUGUGAACCGGGGAAUUAUAUUGACAGUUGGGUUUCUACCUGGAUUAAAGGCCCAUAUAAUUCCUCUGUUUUCCGGAGAUAAGGGACCUGGAAGUCUUCUCCUUGAUGAAUUUGUGAUGGAUAUUAGAGAAUCUGCAUCAGCUGUUUCUCAUUCAACAUCUCCUGCCGGAAUUAUACUUUUGGCUGACCGAGAAACAGACAUCAAGCCGAUUCUCCAAACAAUUGAAUGCGCCUUCUCUGAGGACACUUUCAUUGUGGGUGAUGGAGGUAGUCAAUUCUUGUAUAAAAGUUAUAAUGGAAACAGUAUUACGUGGCAGCCAGGUUCCACUUGUGCUGCAGUUGCCCUAUUAUUUGCAAGGGAUAGGAACAAACCUGGUAUUGGGGAAAUUAAAUUUCAUGUCAUGUUAUCAACCGGCAUAUCACCACUUGGUAACAUGUAUAAGGCAGUUUCUGUUAAAUCAAAUGAAAAUUCAACUUGGCUCACUGCAUCGAGAGAAACAGUUCGUGAGCAUCUUGAUGGCCAAGCUAUUUUAGAGGAUAUCUAUGAAGAGCUAGACGAUCGCAUUCAGUAUCCUGCGUUCUACAUUGGAGUAACAAAAAGAAGACGGUGCUCAUUUGUGAAGGAAAAAGCAAGAUGGAUGCAAUUUCAUGAGUUUCAUGAAGUUCUGGGGGGAGAUGAAGAAUACCUAUUUGUCAAUUCUGUUGGCAUCAAAACUCGAGACCCCUUUCGCUUUUACAUCUCAGACUCCAGAGCUGCUCUGUCUUCUUGCAAUAGAGUUUUCGAUAUGCUUAAGGAUCUGAAAUUAGAUUGUGACUCCAUGAACAAUCAUGCAAGUCCCAGUGUUACCCAUUGUGACAAAAGACAAGUCUUCGGAGGCAUUAUCUUUUCCUGCUGUGGUCGUGGCGACUCUUUCUUUGGACACCCCGGUAUUGAUAGUUCCCCAUUUCUGAAGAACUUUCCUGGGGUUACUUUUGGGGGAACUUAUUGUGCUGGGGAAAUCGGACGUGGGAAAUUGAGCUUGUAUGACCAAGGCAUUGAAGAAGGCGGCUCCGUCAAAUGCAGUCAGCAUGUUUACAGCGCUGUUUACCUAGUUAUGUCAUACUGCCCACCACCACUAGAACAAUAAAGUUUUGUGGGGAAGGCUUCAUUGCAGAUUAAAGGCUUUUGGUCAGGUUCGGUGCUGUUUCUCUCUCGUGCUCCUGAAAUAGAGCUCCUGUGUAAUUCGUAAAUGCUUUUAGAAGUAGAUAGACCAUAUGGAGUGUUAGUAUGAUCUUGUGAACUUAUGUGCAAAGAUCGACUGUUUCUUAAAGUAGAAAUCCCGGAGUUUUAGGCCAAAAUCGUGUUUUCGCCAUUUCCGGGAGGAUGUUAACAGAGACGCCUGUUAUGAAUGUGCUAUUUCUUCCGUCUGUAACUAUGGUUGAUAUACAUGGAGGAAGUGCACUUAUUCUCAUCUCUUUGCUCUUAUCACUAGAAUUGGGAGAGUCCAAUGAUGAGCCAUACUUUGCAAUGGUUUCUUCAUCUGGAUAUUUUACUA